Molecule: messenger RNA, 1405 nt
Organism: Asparagus officinalis (garden asparagus)
Lineage: Eukaryota; Viridiplantae; Streptophyta; Magnoliopsida; Asparagales; Asparagaceae
Exons: 1
Coding region: 97-1002 (301 amino acids)
Biological process (GO): response to desiccation
Cellular component (GO): cytosol
Source: RefSeq, a predicted model, not a curated record
CUUUUCACCCGGAGCUUUCCUUAAAACCUCCUCCAUCAAAUUUCUAAAAGGAAACCAAAUCCAAAAACAAAGUCUCCUCAUUUUUUUCUUUAAUCCAUGGCAUCAUCAUCUCCUAAGAAAGAGACCAAGGAUCCUAAUGAGGUUAAAGAGCAAGGAGGGUUCCUAGGCAAGGUGAAGGACUUCAUCCACGAUGUUGGCGAGAAGAUCGAGGAGGCGGUGGGAUUCGGCAAGCCGACGGCUGAUGUCUCCACUGUCCACAUCGCCUCCAUGGACCUCAAGCACACCGACAUCAUCGUUGAUGUCCUCGUCACUAACCCUAACCCAAUCCCGAUUCCCCUCGUCGACAUCAACUACCACAUUGAGAGUGACGGCCGGAAUCUCAUCACCGGUGUAAUCCCUGAUGCCGGCACAAUCCAUGCCCACGGCUCGGAGACCGUCAAGGUCCCCCUCAGCAUCAUCUACGAAGACAUCAGGUCCACUUACGAACAAAUCGAUCCAGGCUCAAUCAUCCCCUACCGAGUCCUGGUCGACCUAAUCGUGGACGCGCCCGUGAUCGGACGAAUCACGAUUCCAGUAGAGAAGAGUGGGGAAAUCCAGGUUCCCUAUAAACCGCGGGUCGAGUUACAGAAAAUUAAGUUAGCCGACUUUUCCUUCGAGGAGACGAGUGCGAUCCUGCAUUUGAACAUAGACAACAAGAAUGAUUUCGACCUCGGGCUGAACUCGUUGGAGUAUGAGGUUUGGCUCGGGGAGGUGAGGAUCGGAGGGGCUCGGCUGGCGAAUUCUACGGCGAUCGAGAAGAAUGGGAGUGGUGUUGUGGAGAUACCGAUAAGUUUCAGGCCGAAGGAUUUUGGAUCGGCGUUGUGGGAUAUGAUAAGGGGGAAGGGUACCGGGUAUACGAUGAAGGGAUGUAUCGACGUCGAUACUCCAUUUGGACCGAUGAAUCUUCCCUUCAACAAGGAAGGGGGAAGUACACAGAUCAAGCAAGCCGGAGAUAGUCCUUGAAGCUCUUGAAGUUUGCUGGAAACUUUUAAGGGGCUCGUGGGUUUUGUUCUAAGGCAGAACUGAAGUUUGAUGUUUGAAUUAUAGGUCGUUAUGUUUUGCAAUAAAGAGAAGGCAUUGUCUAUAUAUGAGAGAAAUCUAGUGAAAAGUUAAUUAUGAACUCUUUCAAGAGAAGUUUGGAUUUGUUGAUGAAAGUGUUUGCAGAGAACCACCCUGUGGUCACCUGAUUCAGGACUAAAUUUCACAGGAUUCCCGAAAAGGUGGCCCGUUUUGAGAUAAACACCAAAAGUUUUGUCAGCUAACCCCCAAUUUAUCACAAUUAUCUGACGAUUUAAAAAGUUUUCUGUACCAUCUCCAAAUGCGUGGCCCAAACUUUUGGGGGCUUGCUGAAAUUUACCCCGUAAUU